UUUUUUCCCACAUUGAAACAUUAGCCAUACAGGGAGGCUGUACAAAGCACUGGUAGGUGGAUCCUAAAUAACUUGUCAAAAAUGAGAUUAAAAUGCAGGCUUCAGCUGUUGAGGCCUUGAAAUGGGCUCAUUUGCAUUGAGGGUGUGUAUUUGAAAGGAUAGAAAGCCAGGGAGAGAGGAUCAGACCAAUGAGAAGGAUUCACAGGGCAGAGACAGAUAGACGGACUCAGACUGUGAAAGGGCAAAGUAGAAGGAAAUCCAUUAAGAGGAGUGUUCAUCGAGGCAGGCAGCUACAGACGGCAGAAAACCACCUUUACUAGAUUUGAGGAAAAGAAAAUUUAGUGCCCUACAUGGAGUGUGAAUCUGGCACUUAGUAAGAUAUGAGGAAUGAAAGACAGACAUAUCAGAGUAAAUUGCUGACCAGCGAAGAGAGGAAACUAAAAUAAUAUAGUAUUUAAAGAACAACUAUAUUUAUUUUUAGGCCUGCAGUCUAACUGAAACAUUUGAACUGAAAUCAUUUCUGAGCAAACGAUAAGGCAGUAGUAAGAAACUGGUCACAUCGAGAAUCCAGAAAGCAACUGACCCUAAGUUUAUUUGACAGGCAGACAAUAGCAUAGACAAGAAAAUGAACUCCGCUGUAGAAGCACUGGGAUUACUGCUGGGGGUUAUCGCUUCUUUCUUACUUGGGAUUUCUCUUGGAAAUUCAUCCUGGAGAGUAUCAACUGUGCACAAUAGCGUCAUUACCACAAGCACGAUCUACGAGAACCUGUGGAUGAGCUGCGCAACUGACUCUGCAGGUGGCUUUAACUGCUGGAUGUUCCCAUCGCUGUUAGCACUGUCAGGUUACAUCCAGGCCUGUCGUGCUCUUAUGAUCGCAGCGAUCGUAAUGGGAGUGCUUGGAUCCAUUGCUGCACUCAUCGGGCUGCAGUGCACGAAAGUAGGCGGAGACAAUUACACCGUAAAAGGAAGGAUUGCGGGAGUAGGCGGAGUUUUAUACAUACUUGGAGGCCUCUGUGCAAUGGUAGCAAUUUCUUGGUAUGCCUUCAACAUUACAAGGGAAUUCUUUGAUCCUUUAUACCCAGGGAUAAAGUAUGAAAUCGGCCCUGCACUGUAUAUCGGAUGGUGUGCUGGCACAAUGGCCAUUUUUGGAGGACUGUGUCUUGUUUGCUCUUGUAAACUGGGAUCAUCUGACAAGUACCCGAGUUAUUCAUAUGGAUACCAUCCUCCAAAGUCCACUGCAUUAUCUGCUAAGGCUUCUCAGCCAGAGAAGACCAACGCUGAUGGCUCCUUCUAUGGAAAAAAUGCUUAUGUGUGAAAGAAGACUGCAGCACAGAUUUUGCUCUUAAAUUGCUGCCAACUUGAGAUUCAUGUGUGACAGAAUCCAGCUAAAAACUCCAAGUUAAAACUGAAACUAACAGGCAUUUUUAUAUGUUUAGUAUGCUUUGAGUAGGUGCAUGAUUAUUUAAAAAAACGUCUUCACAUUAUAUAAGUCUGUACAACAGAGAACUAGAAUUUUAUCAUUUCAGAAUAUGGCCAGUGAAAAAUGACCCAUCACUUGCCUUCUGCUAAAAACUUGUUCCUUCUCAUCCACCAUUGACUGCUCUGUGAGUUAUGUAUAGGGAUGUGGAACUUGUGAAAGGCCCAUAGUAACUGGAAUUUAGAAGCUACCAUAAUGAACAUAUUGCCAAGACUGGGUUUGCCUUUAUCAACUGCCAUGGUCAGCACCCAAUUUGGGACUAAAUCCACCCCAAGCACAGAAAUGACACAUCCAUGCAACCUAACUGAUGGAGCUGAUUCCACAUGCACAAGUGAUAUCUUUGUAAUCUGCCAUGCUUUCCCUUCAGCAGGAGCAGAUAUUGUACACUUUUACAUGGUUCCCCCAUUUUAAAUUUGAUGAUCACAUUACAGAACUGUAACUGAGAUUGGUUUCAGGUCGUCCCUUACUUGGGAUUGAAAAUGGCUGCUGCACUCAAACUACAGAGCAGAUGUAUAAGCAGUCACACAGGCCUGUUUAUCUAAACUCAUCUGUAAACCAGGCAAUGAGCAACGUAGUUGUCGUUGGGAGAUAAACUGCCAUUGGGAUACACUGGGCACCAGUGAGAUAAAUGACCAGUAGGUACAGAAUCUCCAGUAAAUCUGUUCUGUCCCAUCAUAUGUAUGCCUGAAUUAGUCCAACUUGCAGUACAGGGAAGUGUUCAAAAUCAUGCUUUGAAUAUAUUUUGUAUUUAAUGUCAAAGUGGGUCAUUAUUACCUGAUGCUCAUUGGUGCAGCGCAUACUUGUUGUGCAUAUGUCACCAUGAAAGCAACCUACUGAGAAAAAAGAAAUAUUGUUUAACAACAAUUUAUAUCUGCAUCAGAAACAUUAUUGACAUAUGUUUUACAAAAACAUUUUAAUUGAAAUGAGAAAUAAGACGUAAAAAGACAACAUAAUGGAAAUGCUGUUUUCUAAUUACACUAUGUGAUAUGUGAAAUUAAAUCCCUUUGGGCAAUUGGAAGACUUCAGAAGGGAAAAAAAGUUUUAUGUAUUUUUAAACUGAGGAAAACAUCUCAGCACCCAGUAUGGCACUAACUGAUUUUAAAUAAACUGUAAAAGCUUGAAUUUUAAGGUGUAAAAUGCUUUACUUUUAUGUCUCGCACUGUGCAACCUUAAAUUAUUCUGUACAUGUAUAAAUUAUUUUUGCUAUUAAAACUGAUUUUAUGUUUUU
This is a messenger RNA of Erpetoichthys calabaricus (reedfish), 2705 nucleotides long. RefSeq names its product claudin-15-like. Gene Ontology annotation, biological process: cell adhesion; bicellular tight junction assembly. NCBI's taxonomy places the organism in Eukaryota, Metazoa, Chordata, Cladistia, Polypteriformes, Polypteridae. The transcript is spliced from 5 exons. Gene Ontology annotation, cellular component: bicellular tight junction; plasma membrane. Gene Ontology annotation, molecular function: structural molecule activity. Bases 626 to 1315 code for a protein of 229 amino acids. The record is from RefSeq and is a predicted model, not a curated record.